Lagopus muta (rock ptarmigan) is the source of this 1919-nucleotide messenger RNA. It is a transcript of the gene EMID1, whose product is annotated as EMI domain containing 1. The record is from RefSeq and is a predicted model, not a curated record. The transcript is spliced from 15 exons. Gene Ontology annotation, molecular function: protein binding. Bases 62 to 1294 code for a protein of 410 amino acids. Lineage: Eukaryota; Metazoa; Chordata; Aves; Galliformes; Phasianidae.
ACGGAGCGCGGCCCCCGGUGCCCCGUCGAGCCGAGCGGAGCCGAGCGGAGCGGAACGGAGCAUGGAGGGCCUCUCCCGGGGGGGGCACCGCUGCCCGCCCCUGCCUCUGGCGAUGGGGUUGUGCUGCUGCCUGCUGCUGCCGCCCGCUGCCGGCUCCUGGAGCGUGCAGCCCCGCAGCAAUUGGUGCUCCUACACGGUGACGAGGACGGUGACAUGCCUGGUGCAGAAUGGCACCUCCCUGCAGCGUGUCUUCCAGGGCUGCCGCUGGCCGCCGGGCUGCGGAGGGGGCAGCUAUCGCACCGUCAUCCGGCCCGCGUAUCGAGUGGCCUACAGGACGCUGACGGCGCUGGAGUGGAAGUGCUGCCCUGGGCACAGUGGGGCCAACUGUGAGGAAGAGCCCCACACCUUCCUCGCUCUGCGUGAUGCUGAACGCCCCAGCACCGCCCCACGUCGCUCUCCCCUGCGCCCCACGGCUUUCUCAGGGUGCCUGAACUGCAGCCACAUCGGGGAGCUGUCAGCACGCCUGGCCACCCUCGAGGCACAGGUGGCCCGGCUCUCAGUGGCAGAAGCUCCCACGUCCCCAACACCCAAAGGUGACAGCUUGGGUAGGGGUCCUGAUACCAGGCAGCUCUGGGGGUCCCCAGCUGCACAGGGGAGCCCAGGGGACAAAGGCAGACCUGGUUCACGGAGACCCCCCGGCCCCUCUGGUCCCAAGGGUGAUGCAGGUGGACGGGGACCCUCAGGCAUUCCCGGGGUGAAGGGUCCAUCGGGACCCCCAGGUCCCCCAGGUCCCCCCGGUCCCCCUGGCCACGAUGGAGCCAGGGGUCUCCCUGGAGAGAAGGGGUCACCCGGCCCCCCCGGCCCCCCUGGGCCUCCUGCUCCUGUGGGGCCAGCUGUACCCUGGCUGACUGACCCAAGGGACCCGCUCCUCUCCAACACCUUCACUGAAGCGGCCGGGGGCAUCGUGGGGCCCGCUGGCCCCCCUGGACCCAUGGGGCCAAUGGGACCCCCCGGCCCCCCAGGACCCAUGGGGCUGCCCGGCCCCCCAGGGCCUGAUGGGAGAGCUGGGGCACCUGGAGCUGCCGGACCCAGGGGAGACAAAGGCGACAGGGGCCCCAAGGGAGAGCCAGGCAGCCGUGGGCAGGAUGGGGCACAGGGCGAGCCGGGCCCCAAGGGCGAGCCGGGCGACAAGGGCACAUGGGGGGAGGGUUUACACCAGCUCCGCGAGGCUUUGAAGAUUUUAGCAGAGAGGGUUUUAAUCUUGGAAACAAUGAUUGGGCUCUAUGGCCAGUAGCUUCCAAGCCCUGCUGCGGCAGCAGGCCCGCCUGGAGGUCCUGGCUAGAAGGGUCACCCUCCUGGAAGCCAUCAUCUGGCCAGGUAACCGCAUCGCUGCUUGCUCCCCUCCGCGUCAGCCAGGCACGAUGUCCCCCCCAGCAGUGGGACUGGAGCAAGGGGAGGGACCGAGAGGGACCCCAGAGUCACCCUUAGGAGACAGGGAGAUCAUGGAGCAAGGAGAGCCUGUUGGGCUGAGGAGAUGUCCAAGGAUCAUGGAGGGCCAUGGAGAUGUUCAUGGACCAAGAGAGAUGGUAGAGAACCUCUAUUGCACCAAGGGGACCCUUCCGGGUUGAGGGAAGCCUUGGAGAUGUCCAAGCACCGAGGGGUUGCUCCAAGGAUUGAGGGACCCCCAAGGAACAAGGGAGACCAGGGAGCAACUCUUUGACCAAGGGAGGCCAUGGAGACCCUCUUGGACCAAGGGAGACCUUGGAGAGCCUCAAGGAUCAAAGGAGAACUUGGAGCUCCUCUUGGGUCAAGGGGAGACUCUAGAGUCCCUCUUGGACCAAGGAAGACCAUGAAGAGCCUCUUGAGUUGAGGGAGGCCCUGGAGAUCCCCCAGGGAUCAAGGUUAUUCUCCAAGGGUUG